This is a messenger RNA of Porites evermanni, 5278 nucleotides long. Lineage: Eukaryota; Metazoa; Cnidaria; Anthozoa; Scleractinia; Poritidae. The record is from the annotation of a GenBank genome assembly.
AUGGGCUUUAAUGACCUCAUGCACCCGAGAAAUAUCUACAGAAACGCUCCACCAGACUUCAAAGUGCUUGGUGAAAAAUUCGACUACUUUAGGAAGCAUACGAAGGAAACUAAACCCGGACGAUUCACUUUGAAUUUUAAAAAUCCUGAGGCGCUGCGAGCUUUAACUUGCGCUUUGCUCGAGCAUGACUUCAAGAUCAAAAUCAGCAUCCCAUUAGAUCGACUUAUCCCCACAGUGCCUCUUCGGCUUAACUACGUCUUGUGGAUCGAAGAUCUUCUCUCAUGCCUUUCAGAAGAUCACUGUCACGCAAUUGUGCGUGGGUUUGACAUUGGUAAGAUCACGAAUUUCUCAUUUAGUCUCCUAAUAAAACGCGAUUAAACCGUUUUCGAAACUAUAGAAAGGGAAACCGAUCAUUUUAUUAACAGUUUUUCUGUAAGACAAAUAAUCUUUUUUGAUGGCUGUAUUUUGUGGGUGGGUUUUGAUUGCAUUCAUCGCCUGCGUAACAGCCAGCUAGCAACGCAGGCUAUUGAAUUCUUGUUAUCUGUAGCUUAGGAAGUGUCACGCAAUAAUAAUAAUAAAUGUUUGCGAUCAGCAACGAGUAAAAAUGGUAAUGUUUUGGUGGAUCAUAAGCAGAACUGAGUUGUGGUGGAUCAAUUUCUUAAAUUAUAUUUUGUUGCUUUCAUUAAUUGCAAACAAAAUCUCUGACCAAUCUUCACAUUUUCCUCCCUCAGUUCACUGCAACCCGCCCCCGCCCCCCAACCCUUAAUCUUUUUGCUGGGCCUUUGUUCAGCAUUUGUUGCAUUAAUUUAAUAGACUAUGUGGUGAAAAAAUAAAGCCAUUCUUGCCUUAAUAACCUAACUGUGUUUUCAGAUAUGUUUUUUUGUUUUUAAUUUUGCCAUUUCGUGUUAUUUUGUACUAGGAUCAGGUGCCUCCUGCAUCUAUCCACUGUUAGGUGCUAAACUCAACAACUGGCAUUUCUUGGCAACUGAGGUAGAUGACUUGUCAGUUUCAUAUGCUGUAGACAAUGUGAAAAGCAAUGGCUUGGAAAAUAACAUUAAAGGUAAGAAAGCAUUCAUGCGCAUUGUAGAUUUUGCUGACUAGUUUUAAAGAUUACUAUCCAUGAUACAUUGAUUAACUGGAGUGUGAAAAAUUAGAUAAUACAGCUCAUCCUUGUGAAAAAUUUCUGGAAGACAUAGCAUCCUCCAUUUCAACCAGAUUGUCCUGAAAAGUUUUGUGUCAUUUGGAAAACCAUGGUCACUCUUUAACAACCAUUUUUGCGCCCUAUUUUGCUGUGUUUUUGCUGGUCAGUCUCAAUCUUAUGGCAAAAAAUAAUAUAUCAACAAUAUCACCUUUGCACUGGGAAAACAACAAUGCCCAUACGGAAAAGAAAUAAUUCUAGCAUUUUUCAGACCAGCUAAAAAUCUCAUUUCAUUUAGUGAAACAGGUAACCAAUGACAACUAUCUCAAGAAACCCACUGAAGAGGAAGACAACAAAGAAUUUGAUUUCUGCAUGUGCAAUCCACCAUUCUUUAAGAAUGAGUUUGAGGCUUCUCAUGGGAUAACACGCAGCAUCAAACGUCCUCAGCCUAGCGGUGUGUGCACUGGAACAGAAACUGAAACUGUUGCUGGAGGGGGUGAGGUGGAAUUUGUUAAAGAAAUUAUCAAAGACAGCCUCGUUAUGAAAGAGCAAAUCAGGUAUUGUGACCCAUGGCUGUAAUUUUGCAUGCACAUGUAACCAGAUUACUACAAUAUUUAUUUCUAACAAGAGUUUCUGUACUUAAGUCGAUAAUAAUUCAAUUCCCUGCUGUUUUCUUGCUAUGAGAGACCUCUGCUCUGGGGGCGGGGGGGGGGGGUACUGCCAUAUGUGGGCUAUAUAGAUUGGUAUGUGCCGCCGUGAAGGGUAUGGUUUUCAAGCAGUUUACUCUAGUAUAGGGUAUAUAAAUCAGAGCAUUUGGGUCUAGAAUAGGGUAUCAUUUUUAAGGAAACUGAUCAGUUGGUUGAAGAUUUUAUCUAGACUAGGGAUUGUGGUAUAAGGUUUUGUUUUGGCUAGACUGUGCUAGUGACCUCAGUAGUUUCUGGAAAACUCUAGGAUAAGGGGGACUUGGGGAGUUACUCUAGUAUAGGGUAGCAAAAUUCAGCUGAACUAGCUCUGGGAUAGGUUAAGGGUUCCAGGCUCCCAGCUGCACAUCCCCACCCAGAAAUUCCUAAAGUACACCCCUUCCCCCAGGCCUUUGCUAGCUGAGGAACAAUUCAACAUUUAUUUUCAUUUAUUUGCCAUUAAUUCAAAUAUGAAAAAAGACCUAUCUUUGACGUGUUAAUUGUGUUUUGUGCAUAAUGAUCAAUCAGUGGUCUGUGAUUCAAAAGCUAAAUUAGACUUUUUUCGUUAAUUUUUAGCUGGUACACUACAAUGCUUGGCAAGAAGUCAAGUGUAGCCCCUAUCCUUGCUUUUCUCAAAGAAAAUGAUGUAAGUACAGUAAUUAUGAUACAUAUCUGCACCAAAACAAGAUCAUUGUGGCACAUGUAGCACAGGCUCAAAAAAUCUACCUUUCAAUUUUUUUUUUGGGUGGGGGGGUGGGGAGGGUGAGGAGUGGGAGGGGGUUUGGAAUGGGAGUCUAGACAACAGGCAGCAGCAGUCCCAUUCCCUGUCAGGUGGAAUUAAGAAAGCUCAGUGAUAGAGCAAUUAUAAUUAUCAGGAAGACUGAAAUGCAUUCUUAAAAGAGAUACUGGCAAAACUGUCUGGCAAGCACUGAAUGGUUUAUGUUAUGAUUACUUUUGCCUUGCCAGAGUAAAUCAAUUGCAGGUUAAGAAGGACAAAUGAGACUUACUCCCUACUCACGUCUUUUUCCUGUAUGUGGUUAGCCAUUGGCUUUAAAAAUCCUGCAUAUGAUUAUAUAUUUGUUUGUAUACAAAAGAAAGACGCUUUCUUAUUUCAAAUACUUUUUUUGUUUCCAACCUGUCAACUGUCAGUUUCUUUCUCCCCCAGAUAAAGACUAUAACAACCACUGAGUUUUGCCAGGGGCACACAAUGCGCUGGGGUGUGGCCUGGUCAUUUUUACCUGAUGUGGUCAUGCAGGUAUGGUAGGAUUUUGGUAGGACAUUUACUAUUGGUGACUGUGAAUCAAAAGAAUAGUUUGUCCUAUCCUUUGUCUUAUCCCUUUGUUUUGUACCACCAGUUGGAAGUUAUCUUAUUUUGCUUCCAGCAUGUUUAUCUGUGCUUGGACUAGUUGCAUGUCUUGUGCACAUGUAUAUUCGCCUCAUGUAAGGGAAUCCAAGACAGUCUUGGAUUCUGGAUUUCCCUUACUGGAUUUCGGAUUUUUUGUCAGUGGAACUUAGAUUCCAGAUUCCAAUUGAUUGAGAGAUACUGGAUUUUUUUUAGCUUUCUCCAGAUGUCAAAGCCUAGGAUCUGGAUUCCACAAGCCAAAGUUCCCAGAUUCUGUGAUUAAAAUAACUUACCCUCUAUGCCGUUUCCUCUCCUUCAGGAAUCUCCUUCAAAACGCCGUAAAAAAGCAAAAAAGGCAAAGCCUCUUCAGCUGAUUAUUCCCAACGAAGUUACAGCCACAGAAACAGGAUGCGACAAGGAGCUUAAACUAACAGACAGGGUGAAGGCAACAGUAGAUUAUGUCAGGAAGACACUGUAUGAGUUAAAGGUAAGUACCUUCCUGUAUCUGGUAAUCCCUGCACAAAAUUGGACGUUAUUCAUUUUAACUAGAGGUUAAAAAUUCUAGGUAUAAUGUUGCGAGCAGACGCAGGGCAGUAGAACAUCAUCUGAGAGACGAUGAACUGACAUACACAUUUUUCUAAUUGCAGACCCUUUAAUUGGGCCAAUGAAUAGUUGUGGGAUAAAGGAGUACUUGGGAGUCUUACAAUGACGAAUUUUUCUGUGAUUUGGGUCUUUAUUGGCCAGUUUUUGUUUUUACCCAUACGAAAAUUACUGUGAAGUAUAUGAAAUAAUUCAUUUUUGAACUGCGGUUGUAGAUGAGAGUGAAGAAUGAUCAUCGCAGUAAAUUUUCCAGUUUAAGCAAUUGGAAAGAAGAAGCCUGAAAAAAAAAAAAAUUUUCAGGCUUCUUCUUUCCAAUUGCUUAAAUUGGAAAAUUUACUGCGAUGAUCAUUCUUCACUCUCACGAAAAUUACUGUGAAUCUGUUUGCGCGCGCUAAAAUGUGAGAAACGUAGCGCAAUUAGACAAACCUCUUGGUCUUGGAUUGGCAAUGCAGGACAUACGUGCUAAAAAUUAUUCUGACAAACAUAAAUCUGAUUUUACGCCUUGAUAGCAACAGGACACCUAAGGAACCACGGAGAACCCAAAGAUAAGUGUACUGCUCGCCUGGGGGCUCGUAGCAACUAUGAAACUCUAUGAUAAUUAGUGGGAUGAAUCAUGCAAAUUUGUUCUCUUUGAGUUAUGGCUUGAUACAACUGCGCGAUUAAGAGCCUAGCGUGUCCCAGGCUAUCAGUCAACAAGGACAAGCCAAAAGAACAAUCAGUGCAUGAAAAAACUGGGAGCCUUGAACAGGCUUGUAUGAGUCUAGUCAUCCCAUAUUACGUCGUACAUAUUUAAGUCCAACUUGUUAGAACACUCCUUUAGUUUUCUCUGUGGCAGGUCUCGUGAUCCUUAUAAGUGGGAUCGUUCGCUUCAUCAUUCGCAUGUGGGAAAGCUGCGCAUACUUUUCUUUAAUAAUUUAGCUUGUAUUUCGUACUUUAGAAUACUCAGUUGAAUAUUUUAUGUUGCAUUCUAUCGUUAAGGUUGCUGUGACUAAAGCGCAUGAUGAAACAGACAAAUCAGCUGGGGUAUUGACCUUCCAUUGUCGUGCCUCAGACAAAACUUGGGCUCAUCAGCGGAGAAAACGGCGGGAACUGCUUAGAAAAAAAGUUGGACAAGAAAACCAUGGAGACUGUCAGACUCAUGAUGAAGAGUUAGCCGCAAAAGAAACAGCAGAAGAUACUACUCUUCAUGACAUCAACUCCCAAGAUACUUCAGGAGAAAAAAGCACAGGUACGGAAAGCUUAAAAGCCAAUGAGACGUUAACAAAUUCUGACGUUUCUCAAGUCGAAGAAUUCAAAUCGCGCGAAGAUCCAUCACAAAGUAAUGAUACUCAACAAGGCAGUACUCUCCCCAGAUCUCUCUUGUCGUUCGUGGUUCGAGUUGGGGCUGGUGCUGAGAUAAGUAGUGAGCUGCCGCCUGAUUGUGUUGUGUUGGAAAUGACGUGGGUUGACGGACAGGACAAAAACGAUUUAUAUCAGUUAUAUCAGUACUUUCAGAAUAAACUUGUCAGAGGGUUUUAG